Chanos chanos (milkfish) is the source of this 1002-nucleotide messenger RNA. Its product is annotated as apolipoprotein A-IV-like. Lineage: Eukaryota; Metazoa; Chordata; Actinopteri; Gonorynchiformes; Chanidae. The record is from RefSeq and is a predicted model, not a curated record. Gene Ontology annotation, cellular component: chylomicron; extracellular vesicle; low-density lipoprotein particle. The transcript has 5 exons. The coding region runs from base 1 to 1002 and encodes 333 amino acids. Gene Ontology annotation, molecular function: cholesterol transfer activity; phospholipid binding; phosphatidylcholine-sterol O-acyltransferase activator activity. Gene Ontology annotation, biological process: acylglycerol homeostasis; phospholipid efflux; cholesterol metabolic process.
AUGCUGAUGCCACCAGGCCUGGUGAAAGUCCUUCUGGGCCUGUGGAUGUACCUGAGCCCACCACCCCUCUACAGCGCCCUGCAAGUGCUACCUAGAAAACUGCUCCAGCAGCACAGCUCUGUGACCUUUAACAGAAGGGGUGUGCUCAGAUAUCUGAACAUUCCUGUGAGGGAGUCCAGCAAUGUCUCCAUGGCAGCUAUGCAGAAUCAGACCCUGAAACCCUGCAGAGCCAUGAGGUCCAUUGUGAUUUUUGUGUUUGUGCUUUUUACAAGCUGCCAUGGCAAAGCCUUGCGGCAGGGUGUGGCUAAACCAGACCUGGACCUGCUGACAGAUGCAUUUUGGGACUAUGUUGCUAAGGCAACUCUGACUGCUGAGGACACACUUAAGAUGAUUAGACAGUCGGAACUGGGACAGGAAGUCAACUCCAGGAUCUCAAAGAGUUCAGAUGCCAUCAACCAAUACACAGUGGCCGUGCGUGGUCAGGUGACUCCUCUGACUCAGGAGCUCCUGGACAAACUCUCCCAGGAGGCUGAGCAGCUGAAGGUUCGUCUGGAGCAGGACCUGAGCUCUCUGAAGUCCCAGCUGGAGCCCUACGCUGAGGAGCUGAGGAUGGAGGUCCAGAAACAGGUGGAGCAGCUGAAACAGAAUGUGGCUCCCUACUCAGAGGCCCUGGACGCCCACACCCUGAGAGCCACACUGCUUCAGAAGAGUGAGGAGCUGAGGGGGAGUCUGGAGAAGAGCGUGAAGCAGCUGGAGUCUCAGCUGGGCCCCCAUACUGAGGAGCUGAAGGAGAAAAUGGAUCAGCACCUCCAGGACUUCCAGAAGAACAUGGCACCACUUGCACAGAGCAUCCAGGCCCAGUUAGUCCAGAGAGGUCAGGAGGUUGAGAGGAGUAUGGUCCCACUUGCAGAAGAGCUGAAGACAAAGCUAGACCCCUAUGCCAAGGACCUGAAAACCCAACUUACUUCACUCUGGGAGUCUUUCACCAAGACACAGCAGUGA